AUGUCCAAAAGCUUGAAAAAGAAAAGCCACUGGACUAGCAAAGUCCACGAGAGUGUCAUUGGCAGGAACCCGGAGGGCCAGCUGGGCUUUGAACUGAAGGGGGGCGCCGAAAACGGACAGUUCCCCUACCUGGGGGAGGUGAAGCCAGGCAAGGUGGCCUAUGAAAGCGGCAGCAAGUUGGUAUCCGAGGAGCUGCUCCUGGAGGUGAACGAGACCCCCGUGGCGGGGCUCACCAUCAGGGACGUUCUAGCCGUGAUCAAACACUGCAAGGACCCACUCCGGCUCAAGUGCGUCAAACAAGGAGGAAUUGUUGAUAAGGAUCUUCGUCACUACCUCAACUUAAGAUUUCAGAAGGGUUCUGUUGACCACGAACUUCAGCAAAUCAUCCGUGACAACCUCUACCUCCGCACGGUGCCAUGCACCACAAGGCCACAUAAGGAGGGGGAGGUCCCUGGAGUGGAUUACAUUUUCAUAACCGUCGAGGAUUUUAUGGAACUGGAGAAAAGCGGUGCUCUCCUCGAAAGUGGGACCUAUGAAGAUAACUACUACGGCACCCCGAAGCCUCCAGCUGAACCGGCACCAUUAGUAUUAAAUGUGACAGACCAGAUACUUCCAGGAGCUACUCCGAGUGCUGAAGGGAAACGGAAGAGAAAUAAAUCAGUGAGCAACAUGGAGAAAGCAAGUAUAGAACCUCCAGAGGAGGAAGAGGAAGAAAGGCCUGUGGUCAACGGGAAUGGCGUAGUCAUAACACCAGAAUCCAGUGACCAUGGGGACAAAAGUGCAGGUGCUUCAGGGGAGACGCCCUCCCAGCCUUACCCUGCUCCGGGAUACAGUCAGCCUGAGGAGCUGAAGGACCCGCUGGAUGAUACCAAGUCAGUGAAGCCCGAGGAGAACGAGGACUUGGACCCCUUGCCUGAUAACUGGGAAAUGGCCUACACGGAGAAGGGCGAAGUCUACUUCAUUGACCAUAACACAAAGACAACAUCAUGGCUGGAUCCACGGCUUGCGAAAAAGGCUAAACCUCCGGAAGAGUGCAAAGAAAAUGAGCUUCCAUAUGGCUGGGAAAAAAUCGAUGAUCCCAUAUAUGGCACUUACUAUGUUGACCACAUAAACAGAAGAACCCAGUUUGAAAACCCCGUCCUGGAAGCAAAAAGGAAGCUACAACAACAUAACAUGCCCCACCCAGAACUUGGAACAAAGCCCCUGCAGGCCCCAGGUUUCCGAGAAAAGCCGCUCUUCACCCGGGAUGCGUCCCAACUGAAGGGGACAUUCCUCAGCACCACCCUCAAGAAGAGCAACAUGGGCUUUGGAUUCACUAUCAUUGGUGGCGAUGAGCCAGACGAGUUUCUCCAGGUGAAAAGCGUGAUCCCGGAUGGGCCUGCAGCGCAAGAUGGGAAAAUGGAGACAGGUGAUGUCAUUGUCUAUAUUAAUGAAGUUUGCGUCCUGGGACACACUCAUGCAGACGUCGUCAAACUUUUCCAGUCUGUUCCUAUUGGUCAGAGUGUCAACUUGGUGUUGUGUCGUGGCUACCCUUUGCCCUUUGACCCCGAAGAUCCUGCCAACAGCAUGGUGCCACCCCUCGCAAUAAUGGAGAGGCCACCUCCACUGAUGGCCAAUGGAAGACAUAACUAUGAGACGUAUUUGGAAUACAUUUCUCGGACCUCACAGUCAGUCCCAGAUAUCACAGAUCGGCCACCUCAUUCUUUGCACUCCAUGCCAGCUGACGGUCAGCUCGACGGCACGUAUCCACCACCCGUCCAUGACGACAAUGUGUCCAUGGCUUCAUCCGGAGCCACUCAAGCUGAACUCAUGACCUUAACCAUUGUGAAAGGCACCCAGGGAUUUGGCUUCACCAUCGCCGACAGUCCCACGGGACAGCGGGUGAAACAAAUAAUUGACAUUCAGGGAUGCCCUGGGCUGUGCGAAGGAGACCUCAUUGUGGAGAUCAACCAGCAGAAUGUACAGAACCUGAGCCAUACGGAAGUAGUGGACAUACUGAAGGACUGCCCCGUCGGAAGUGAGACUUCCUUGGUCAUCCAUCGAGGAGGUUUCUUUUCUCCAUGGAAAACUCCAAAGCCUACGAUGGACCGGUGGGAGACUCAAGGCAGCCCUCAGACAAGUUUAUCUGCUCCGGCCGUGCCGCAGAACCUGCCCUUCCCACCUGCCCUGCAUCGGAGCUCCUUUCCUGACUCAACAGAGGCCUUUGACCCACGGAAGCCUGACCCAUAUGAGCUCUAUGAGAAAUCAAGAGCCAUUUAUGAAAGUAGGCAACAAGUGCCUCCCAGGACCAGUUUUCGAGUGGAUUCCUCUGGCCCAGAUUAUAAGGAACUUGAUGUCCACCUUCGAAGGAUGGAGUCUGGAUUUGGCUUCAGAAUCCUCGGGGGAGAUGAACCUGGACAGCCUAUUUUGAUCGGAGCCGUCAUCGCCAUGGGCUCAGCCGACAGAGAUGGCCGUCUACACCCAGGGGAUGAGCUUGUCUACGUGGAUGGGAUCCCCGUGGCUGGCAAGACCCACCGCUAUGUCAUCGACCUCAUGCACCACGCAGCCCGCAAUGGGCAGGUUAACCUCACUGUGAGAAGAAAGGUGCCCUGUGGAGGGGAGCCCUGCCCAGAGAAUGGGAGGAGUCCAGGCUCCGUAUCCACCCACCACAGUUCGCCACGCAGUGACUACGCUACCUAUGCCAACAGCAACCAUGCUGCCCCCAGCAGCAAUGCCUCGCCACCUGAAGGCUUUGCCUCGCACAGCCUGCAGACUAGUGAUGUCGUCAUUCACCGCAAGGAGAACGAAGGGUUCGGCUUUGUCAUCAUCAGCUCCCUCAACAGACCUGAGUCCGGAACCACCAUAACCGUGCCCCAUAAAAUCGGACGCAUCAUUGACGGGAGUCCUGCAGAUCGCUGUGCAAAGCUCAAAGUGGGAGACCGGAUCUUAGCAGUCAACGGCCAGUCUAUCGUCAACAUGCCUCACGCCGACAUCGUGAAGCUCGUCAAGGAUGCGGGUCUUAGUGUGACCCUUCGCAUCAUCCCUCAGGAGGAGCUCAACAGUCCAGUAUCAGCACCCAGCUCAGAGAAGCAGAGUCCCAUGGCCCAGCAGCACAGCCCUCUGGCCCAGCCGAGCCCAGCCACCCCCAACAGCCCUGUUGCCCAGCCAGCUCCUCCUCAACCUCUUCAGCUGCAAGGACACGAAAACAGUUACAGGUCAGAAGUGAAAGCAAGGCAAGACGUGAAGCCAGACAUCCGGCAACCUCCCUUCACCGACUACAGGCAGCCCCCGCUGGACUACAGACAGCCCCCGGGAGGGGAAUACCCACAGCCCCCACCCUUGGACUACAGGCAGCACUCCCCAGACACUAGGCAGUAUCCUCUGUCCGACUACAGGCAGCCACAGGAUUUUGAUUAUUUCACUGUGGACAUGGAGAAAGGAGCCAAAGGAUUUGGAUUCAGCAUCCGUGGAGGAAGAGAAUACAAAAUGGAUCUGUAUGUGUUGAGAUUGGCAGAGGACGGACCAGCCAUACGGAACGGCCGGAUGAGGGUAGGAGAUCAGAUCAUUGAGAUCAAUGGGGAAAGCACAAGGGACAUGACGCACGCCAGAGCGAUAGAACUCAUCAAAUCUGGAGGAAGACGAGCCAGGCUGUUGCUGAAGCGGGGAACCGGACAAGUCCCAGAGUACGACGAACCCCACGCCUGGAGUGCUGCCGCUGCCGCCGCCCCAGGCCUGCCGGAAGUAGGCGUCUCCCUCGAAGACAUCCUCUCUCCAUUCUCUCCAUCACAUCCAGCCCCACCCUCCGACCCUUCCCCCCAGAGAGGCCCUGACCCGACUUGGGAGAGCCAAAGGGAACGCGACGUUAGGAAACCAAAGGAGCUUGCGGCCGGCGGCCAGAAGAAGCAGCGCCUGGGGGAGCAGCAGAGGGAGCGCUCGGCGAGCCCGCAGCGCAGCAGCGCGCGCCCGAGGCUGGAGGAGGCGCCCGGCGGCCAGGGGAGGCCCGAGGCCGGCAGGCCCGCCUCGGAGGCGGCCGACGGGAAGGAGGCGCUGCGGGGCCGGUGCGAGGGCCCCGGGGCCGAGGCCAAGGGGGGCGUGCGCCCGGGCUCCCGCCCCGCACCACGGCCCCCGACGGGCGGCCCGGCGCGCAAGGCGGGGGCGGUGGCGCCGGGGCCCUGGAAGGUGCCGGGCUCCGACAAGCUGCCGGGCGCCCUGCAGCCCGGCGCCUCGGCCGCGGGCAGAUGA
Arvicola amphibius (Eurasian water vole) is the source of this 4221-nucleotide messenger RNA. RefSeq names its product membrane associated guanylate kinase, WW and PDZ domain containing 2 (gene Magi2). The record is from RefSeq and is a predicted model, not a curated record. Lineage: Eukaryota; Metazoa; Chordata; Mammalia; Rodentia; Cricetidae. Bases 1 to 4221 code for a protein of 1406 amino acids. The transcript is spliced from 22 exons. Gene Ontology annotation, molecular function: beta-1 adrenergic receptor binding; SMAD binding; type II activin receptor binding. Gene Ontology annotation, cellular component: cytoplasm; dendrite. Gene Ontology annotation, biological process: signal transduction; receptor clustering.